This is a messenger RNA of Blastocystis hominis, 1467 nucleotides long. RefSeq lists its product as hypothetical. Gene Ontology annotation, molecular function: ATPase-coupled intramembrane lipid carrier activity; ATP hydrolysis activity; ATP binding. The record is from RefSeq and is a predicted model, not a curated record. Gene Ontology annotation, biological process: phospholipid translocation. The coding region runs from base 1 to 1467 and encodes 488 amino acids. The transcript is spliced from 4 exons. Lineage: Eukaryota; Bigyra; Opalinata; Blastocystidae. Gene Ontology annotation, cellular component: plasma membrane.
AUGACAAAAAACGGCCCGAAUUCGGGCAGUCCCGACGAGCUGGCGCUGCUCCACGGCUUCAAGCAGCUCGGCGGUUUCAUUCUCGCCAAGGACGAAACGGUCGUGCGGCUGCGACUCCCGCGGGGCGGCGAGGAAACAUGGAAGAUCGAGCGAGUGAACGCGUUUUCGAGCGAGCGGAAGCGGAUGAGCGUCGUCGUCCGAAACGGGGAAACUGGGGAAAUCCGGCUCUACAUGAAGGUACGAAAUCGGGCCGAUUUCUGUCAUCCAGGGAGCCGACGACAGCGUGCUUCCCCGCUGCGCCCCCAGUCCCGCGGUUCUGGAUUCGGUCCGGCGGUCGCUUUCGCGGGGAACGCAGCGCGGCUACCGCACCAUGGUGUUCGCCUCCCGCGGUUUUUCGUCAGAAGCGUGGGAAGGCUUCGCGGCGCGCUUCGCUUCCGCGGAAAUCGCGGUGAAAUCGCGGGACCGUCUUCUGGUCUCGAUGUAUCCCCGCGGGGAAGUGUGCAGUGUAGCGAGGAGGACGUGGAGCGGGACGCGGACGCGCUGGGCACGUGCGCGAUCGAAGAUUCGUUGCAGGAGGGCGUUUCGGAGACCUUUCUGCGGAAGGGCGGGAUUCGGUUCUGGCUGAUCACGGGGGAUCACGUGGAAACGUCGCUCCAGAUUUCCCGCCAAUCCAAGAUUCUGCAGUGCGACGAAACGAAACUCCUCCGAUUGGAGGGAGCGUCGGCCAAUGAGCUGCGCGCCGCCUGGGACCGCGCCAAGGCCUCGCUCUGCCCCGCGGGGAGGAGCCUGGUGCUGACGGGCCGGUCGUUGGCGGCAAUCUUCGCGUGGGCGGACUGCCUGGACUUCUUCAAAACCGCGGUUCAGUUCGACUCGGUGCUGUGCUGCCGCGUGACUCCGAAGCAAAAAGCGGAAAUCGUGCGCUGGGUGCAGAAGGCGAGCAAGCACGUGACUCUGGCCAUCGGCGAUGGCGGGAACGACGUCAGCAUGCUGCUGCAGAGCGACUGCGGCGUGGGGAUCCGCGGGAGAGAGGGCGAGCAGGCUGCGCGCGCGGGCGACUUCGUGGUGCGGGAGUUUCGAUCGCUGGUGCGACUGCUGUGCGUGCACGGAGCGAGGGACCGGAGCCGGAGCUGGACGAUCACGGGGUAUUCGCUGUACAAAUCGGUGGUGCUGUGCGGGUGCCAGACCAUGUACUCGCUGUUCACGCUGUUCUCCGGAGCCUCGCUGUUCUGCUCGCUGCAUCUCACCUUCUACUCGAUCGUCCUCUUCGUUUUUUCUUUCUUUUUCUAUUUCGCUCAUUCUAGAUCCCCAUCGUCGGACUCAUCAUCAAACGCGUUCACUCCGACGAGGACCUUCUCUCCAACCCGCAGCUCUACGCCUACUCCAACGGCGCCGCGCCCGUCCAUUCGCAGGCCUACUCCAUCGGCAGCUUCCUCGCCAUUCUCGCGCUCGCGCUGGCGCAGGGCGUGA